AUGGAUGAUAAAUACAAUGAUGACUAUCCUCUUGGUUCGGCUGCUAACCGUCCUCCAUUGCUACUUGGUACUCACAACUACAAUUGGUGGAAAAACAGAAUGAAAAUGCAUCUAUCCAAUGAACCAAAGGAAUGGAGAGUUGUCUUUAAAGGUCCCUACACAUUCACUACUGAUGAUGGCAAACCAAUGGAUAUUGAUGAUCUCAAUGAUGCUGAAGUUCUUAAGCUGAGCUACAACAACAGGGCUAUGAAUACUAUCAUGACGGGUCUCUCUACUUCAGAAAGCGACAAAGUUUCAUCUUGCACCUCUGCCAAGGAAAUGUGGGAUAUUCUGGAAAGAUAUCAUGAAGGAACAAAGCCUCUACGCAAAGUUAAACUUGGCCAGCUGCUUGAUGACUAUGAGAAUAAAGAGCCUACCAUUAUUCGAGAUGAUGCUAAGAUCAAGGAACUUGAGGACAAGGUUGAUCAACUGGAGAAUCUCAAUAAGCUUGAUAUUGAAGCCAGGGAUGCAUGUCUAGAAACUUUCAAAAUCAAGGAUUCUACGAAGGAACAUCCAUCUCAGCCUGCUGCUACUUCAUCACAGCCUACUGCUACAUCAUCACAGCAUGCUGAAAGAGUAAAAGUUCUCGAAUCUGAAGUGAUUAAGCUAAGGAAAGGAAUGGGAACAUUUGUGCAAGGUGAAGAAGGUCUCAAAUACAUGAUGAAAAGCAUCAAGGUACCUCUGGUCAGAGAAGGAGUUGGGCUACACUUCAACAAAAGGGUAAAUGCACUCAAAUAUGAUGGAAGGCAAGGGAAACCAUACAAAUAUGCUAUGCCUUGGAACAAGUGUGCAAAGUGUGGUGGUAAAGGUCAUCUAUCACAAAAUUGCAGAGUGCCUCCUCCAAAGAAAGCCUACCAGAAGAAGUCUGAGAAGAAAACAGCCUACUGGAACAGACAAACAGCUUACCAGAAUGGGAAAGGCAGAAGCAGAACUCAGCAUGUGUAUCCUACUGUGAUGUGUCUUGCCGCUAAAAGCAAAUCAAAGCAAUGGAUCAUUGAUAGUGGAUGCACAAGACAUAUGUGUGGAGACAAAACUCAGUUCAUAAGUCUAAAGCUUAAAAGAGGUGGAGGUGUAACAAUUGGCAAUAGUAAGACACUUCCUAUUCUAGGUAAAGGUACGGUAGGUAAUAGCACAACCUCUAUUUCUAAUGUUAGAUAUGUUGAAGGUUUGAGUUAUAAUCUUCUUAGUGUUAGUCAAUUGCAUGAUGAUGGUCAUAAGGUUGAUUUCUCUAGGAAUAAAUGUGUUAUUACUGUUGGUACUAAUCAAACUCCUCUAGUUGCUAGAAGGAAAUGA
This is a messenger RNA of Daucus carota subsp. sativus, 1332 nucleotides long. RefSeq lists its product as uncharacterized. Gene Ontology annotation, molecular function: zinc ion binding; nucleic acid binding. The record is from RefSeq and is a predicted model, not a curated record. Lineage: Eukaryota; Viridiplantae; Streptophyta; Magnoliopsida; Apiales; Apiaceae. Bases 1 to 1332 code for a protein of 443 amino acids. The transcript is spliced from 4 exons.